Daldinia caldariorum is the source of this 2332-nucleotide messenger RNA. RefSeq lists its product as uncharacterized. Gene Ontology annotation, molecular function: RNA binding. The coding region runs from base 342 to 1871 and encodes 509 amino acids. Lineage: Eukaryota; Fungi; Ascomycota; Sordariomycetes; Xylariales; Hypoxylaceae. The transcript has 10 exons. Gene Ontology annotation, cellular component: nucleus. The record is from RefSeq and is a predicted model, not a curated record.
UUUCUAUCUUUUGGAGUUUUUAGCGUCUUUAACCCCACCACCCUGCCACCUUCACCUUGGGACCCACCUGCGCGGCCCAGACUUCUGGGUAUCGGAUUAUUUCAAACAUUGAGCUAAGUGGAAAUCUCGAGAAUUACUUGCCUGUAACUUAUUCAACCUUAAUUUUUUAAACUCUACCUACCUAGGUACCCAUCCAUCCUUUCGUUUUCAACGUCAAUUCCUGCAUUGCGCAGCCCUUAAAAAACGUCUGCGCAUAAUCCCAUCGCAGGCUUCUGUCAAUUUUGACACCGGAUAUUAUCUAACUUUUUUUUUUCGACUGUCGCGACAUUUAGUAAAUAAAAAUGGACGACACGGAACGACGCACCGCAAAACGAUCUCGGUUCGAUCAGACCGAACCCGAACCGCGCCGCUCUCGAUUUGAUCGUAGGUCGCGUUCCCCACCAGCGAAGAGAUCUGAUCAUGGUCGCGAUGGUCGUGAACGUAGUCCGUUGGGUAAGGAUGGAGAGAACAACACGCAUAGCUCUAAGAAGAGUCCCAUCGACCCAGCAGCAGCAGCAGCUGCCGCCGCCGCUAAGAUCAAUGCGCAAAUCCAGGCGAAGAAGGGUAUCCAGCACGUGGAUGUACCCCCCAUCAAGUCAACAUCUUCAGCGUCUCCCGGUCCGAACGCCCCGAGCACCCCCGGCGGAAACAAUUCCAACAAUAUAAAUGGUGAGAUGUAUAUUGCCGACGGCGACUAUAUCAAGGAUAUCGAAGUAAACGACCUGCGAAACCGAUACCUGCUCACGAAGAGUUCUACACAGAAGAUGAUUAAAGAAGAAACCGGAGCUGAUGUCACGACACGAGGCAAUUACUACCCGGAUAAGAGCAUGGCGACGCCAUCGAACCCCCCACUGUACCUCCACAUCACCAGCACGUCCAAGACGGGACUCGAAGCUGCUGUUGCUAAGAUCGAGGAAUUGAUGAAGCAAGAACUCCCGAAUCUGGUUGACGAGCGACGAUUCCGACGUCGAGACCAAGAACAGGUGGAACGUGACGAGUUUGGACGGCGUAAAUGGCCGGAGGCGAAGAUCCCGAUUGGCCUCGAAGAGAUCCGUGGUUUUAACCUCAGGGCUCAGAUCGUCGGGCAUGGUGGUUCCUACGUGAAGCAUAUCCAGCAAGAGACCGGAUGUCGUGUCCAGAUCAAAGGGCGAGGGUCAGGCUAUCUUGAGGCUUCAACUAACCGUGAAAGCGAUGAUGACAUGUACCUCCAUGUUGCUGGUCCCGAUCCUAAGAUGGUCGAGAAAGCCAAGGAGUUAUGUGAAGACUUGAUCGCGAACGUAAAAGAACAGUAUGAGGAGUUCAAGAGCCGACCUCCACGUCAGCAUUUUGGUGGCCACGGUGGCCACGGUGGUCAUGGUGGUAAUUACGGCGAGAGGUCUUAUGGUGAUCGAUCUUACGGCGGUGACAGAUAUGGUGAUAGACAAGGAAGUGGUUCGGGCUCCUACGGUGGAUACGGUGGUUACAAUAAUUCACCCAAUCCUGCCGCAAGCUCGGCCUCCCCUGCACCUCCAGCUCAAGGCAGCCCACAGAACGCUAACAGCGAUUAUGCUGCCCAAUACGCGCAGUAUUACGGUGGUCAAGACCCCUAUGCGGCAUAUGGUGGUUACGCAGCAUAUGUGCAAUAUUAUCAACACUAUUAUGCCGCUGCGCAAGCCGCUCAGCAAGGUUCACCAACGCCGCCAGUUCCUGGUGCUUCCGUUACCCCUCCACCUCCUCCGCCCAGCGAAGCCCCUCCGCCGCCGCCUCCCGGAGGAUCUGCACCACCACCUCCUCCUCCUCCGCCACCAGGUGCAGGAAGUUACGGUGCAGUCCCUCCUCCCCCUGGAUUAUAAUCAAGACUUGAUCUUGGAGAUGCAUAGGACAUGACAUACCUUCUCUAUUUUAUCAAAGGGGAUUCGUAGUAUUAAAAGAGAUAAUAAGAUAUUUGAGGAACGCGAUCGCAUGGGCUGAAUCAAGUCAUGGUUAUGGGGUGUACGGCUUUGUCAGAGGUAGCUCGCCCCGCACAUCAGUCUAGGUAGUACCAUUUGAUAUUGGUUUUUGCUGAGCAGCAUAGGUAUUAUAUUUGUUGAGCCGGUAUCCAUCCGAGUUACCUAAAGCCAUAGCUGUAUGUGUUAUACCACCUGCUUACCUAAUGUAAUUUAGCUCUCAUCUCAUUCAUUAAUGCGAUAGGCCAGGUCCGCUUGUCCUUCAAUGUACGUAAUGUACCUAAUGCAGCCAUGCCAUAGCUAUCAACACCUGUCUUAUCGAUAAGCUUACGUCACUUUACCAAGAAUCCAACACCGCCAAAGAGUCG